This is a messenger RNA of Phialemonium atrogriseum, 2032 nucleotides long. RefSeq names its product cell cycle transcriptional repressor whi5. The record is from RefSeq and is a predicted model, not a curated record. Gene Ontology annotation, cellular component: cytoplasm; SBF transcription complex. Gene Ontology annotation, molecular function: DNA-binding transcription repressor activity, RNA polymerase II-specific; transcription coregulator activity. The transcript has 2 exons. Gene Ontology annotation, biological process: G1/S transition of mitotic cell cycle. The coding region runs from base 229 to 2007 and encodes 592 amino acids. Lineage: Eukaryota; Fungi; Ascomycota; Sordariomycetes; Cephalothecales; Cephalothecaceae.
GGCUGACUGGGGGCGGUUGAGAACCCGUGCGCCUCAACCGCUAAGAAAAGGCCUCGAGUCGCGAACCGCGUAAACCCGCCUCCCACCUCUCCACAUGGCCAAAUCUCGCAAAUCCCAAUCCCGCCAUUUCUGCCUCUUGCACGCGACGCAAACCCGCCCACCACCUGGCCCCUCGCUUCUUUCUUGCUCCAGGUGGCACAAUUGCCAUCUUUCCCUUCAUUUACCCUGAUGGACGUCGAUGCGUCCUCCGUCCCGGCGCGACUCGACCAAGGCCGCGUCGGAGACGAAAAUGCCACGACAUUCCCGCUCUCAGCACCCGACCGACCCAGCGACGACGCCAGCAGAACCCAACUAGACAAGGAUGCGGCGCCGAGUAAAGCCGGCGAGGGGCCUAGGCUAUAUAGCAACGACGACGCGGUCUCGCCCCGAGCGCAUCGUCCCACCCCCAGCUUCUCCCUGCGCGAUCCUGCUUCGACAAUCGUCGCCAAUCCUCCCCGGACAACCGGUUAUUCUGCCCUGCUCCCAAGCGAAUCCGGCGACCACGCCAGCCCGCAUGACGCCCAAUCGUCGCAAAAACACCAACAGCCUCCUCCCCACAGCAGCAAUUCCCAAGGGACGACGAGCACCUCCCACGAAAGCGACCGGAUAUUUACCCCGCCAUUCAGCGAGGGUGGCCUGAGUAACGGGCACGGGGACGGGCAGGACUCGAGCCAGGAAUCCCAGCUUCUGCAGCUGUCCCAACUCGUUGCGGCCCAGGAGAAGAUGCCCGUUUCCGAUGCCCACAUGAGUGCCCUGUCGCGGAAGCGUAUGGCCGACGGCGCGGUCAAGCACUCGCGAGAACGGUCCAGCGCGUCUCCCGUGUUUACCGGCGGCCACUCCAGGAACACAAGCACCGUCAGUGUUGCCUCGACGGCGGGCAGUCGUAUUGGCGAGUUAUCCGCCGAGCUAAAGACUCGCCUGUCGUAUGCUCUGGUCAAGGUCAAUCACGGAUGGCAGUCUCACUCGAUUGACCAGGUUGAGAACUUGGCCUCGCAAGCCGCGUCACCAACCUCCAGCAAUUCGACAAUUCAUCUUCGCCUCGGUUCUUCUGCCAGUCCGCAGCUCUCCAACUCGUCCCAGCAGGGCAACAACUUUGCCCCCGCCACCGGCACCAGUCAUCAUUUGGGCAGCCGAGGCGCCGACUCUGCAUGGCGAGAAAGUCCCCAGAUACGAACUCACGACCCCCCGGCUUCUCCCCAGAAGCCCAUUCUAACCCUUGCUCCGCCCGUCUCCAUCCAGCCCUCCCGCCAUCUCCAGAAUCCGCGCCGAAACUCGAACGCCAGGCAUGCUCCAACCUUGAUGCCCGGCAGUCACCUUGCAUCCCCGAAUACCGCACCCCACACUCCCGGCCAGCCGAGCCCAUAUCUUGCAUCUCACCAGAGGACGCCAAUUGUCGACCCCAUCCUCUUCUCGCCGCACCAGACCCCCCACCAAGCCGUCCGAGAACAAGACGCCAUGGAAGCCCUCCUGUUCAUGAGCAGUCCCGGCAACUCUGCCAACCUCAAACACUCCUUCCCGCCUUCCUCGUCGCACCCAGCCCCGUCCCGGACCGGCUCGCAAAGAACCGCGCUCCCGGGCUCACAGCCGAGGAAAAGCCUCCCAUCCGGCCGACCAAGCCAACAGCAACAGUCGCAAUCUCAGCCCAUCCCAAAGCGCGUCGGGUUCGAGAGGUCCCCGGGCAACGCGGGCGGCGACAUGGACGUCGACGACGUCCACGCGCGUCACACCCCGAGGCGGAAGGUUGGCGGCGGUGGCGGCCACGGGGGCGAGCAGCUGGGCCCCAGGCUCAAGCACUUCCCCCUCUCGGCCGGUCUCACCGCGCCGUCGUCGUCGAGGCCGCGGCCCCGGCUGGCCGACGAGGACAUCGACCGCAUGCUCGACCGGGCCGCCGCCGCCGACGACAGCUCAGACUCGGAGGGGGAGAUACAGAUACCGCGGCGGGAAGGGGCACAUGUGGUGGGCGCUUAAUCGGGGGUUGGCGUGAAGUGUGAAC